Exophiala dermatitidis NIH/UT8656 is the source of this 3226-nucleotide messenger RNA. RefSeq names its product peptidylprolyl isomerase. The coding region runs from base 119 to 1912 and encodes 597 amino acids. The transcript has a single exon. Gene Ontology annotation, biological process: protein peptidyl-prolyl isomerization. The record is from RefSeq and is a predicted model, not a curated record. NCBI's taxonomy places the organism in Eukaryota, Fungi, Ascomycota, Eurotiomycetes, Chaetothyriales, Herpotrichiellaceae. Gene Ontology annotation, cellular component: catalytic step 2 spliceosome. Gene Ontology annotation, molecular function: peptidyl-prolyl cis-trans isomerase activity.
CUCGGGUUCGUGUUUCCAGAGAUGCUUUCGCGCCGCGGUAAUAUUUGGUGAUCUCGUCUCGGCCGUUGAGGUAAAGAUGCGAACAUCCAAAAUACCCGACUGCACAGCCUAAUUCACAAUGGCAUCCUCUUACACGACCGAACCUCCUCCAACUGCAUCAGUCCUUCUCCAGACAACGGCGGGCCCUCUCACCAUUUCCAUAUUCGCGAACCAGACCCCAUUGACGUCGCGAAAUUUCCUCCAACACGUCUUGGAUGGGUAUUACGACAACAACAUCUUCCACCGUGUAUCCCCGGGCUUCGUCAUUCAAACGGGUGACCCUACCGGAACUGGAGAGGGUGGUCAGAGUAUCUACGAGGACCGAGAGUUUGAACGGUAUGAUGAAGACUGGGCGAGGGUUACAGGGCGUGAGAAGGAUGAGCCGAUACGGUUCGGGGAUGAGCUGCACAGCAGGCUGAAGUUCAACCGCAGGGGCUUGGUGGGCAUGGCCAAAGGCACCGGAGACGGCUCAGGAGGGUAUGGCAGCCAAUUCUUCAUCACGCUGGGUGACUGCAGGGCCGAGCUGGACGGGAAAUGCACCAUGUUUGGUCGAGUCGAAGGCGAUGGCAUCUACAAUGUGGUCAAGAUCGCCGAGGGUGAAUUGGUCGAAGGAACCGAGAGGCCUUUGUAUCCGGAGAAGAUUCUCAAGGCGGAGGUGAUUGAGCUGCCCAAGGGAGACGCAUGGCAAAAGAUGCAGAAGAGGGAGAAAAUCGCACAACGUGUCGUGGAAGCCCCUCCUGUUAAAAAGAAACCAGCUGCUAAGAAGAAGGGUGGCAAGACUUUACUCAGUUUCGGCGGCGAUGAGGGUGACCCUGACACCGGCGAAGUGACCGUCGUCCGGCCAAAGAAGCCCAAGUUCAAUCCCGCCCUGAUCGACGGAGGAGACAUGUCAGCGACGGAGAUAUCGCAAAAUGGGGCCGCUCCGAAGCCUCCAAGGCAGUCGUCUCCCGUCAAGCGUAAAGAGAAAUCGCCGUCUCCUCCGCCGACAGUACCCCAAAAGCGGAAAGCAGCUCCUAGUCCGCCGCCACCAGACUCUACAACUAGAACACCGUCCCAACAGUCGGCAUCGGCAUCUCCUCAUCACCGGCGGAAACCGUCAUUCCACGACCCGACCACCCAGCUGCCGCUUCGCAACCCGGAAUCACCAUCCCGCUCGCCCACACCGGACGAAGAAACCAACAAAGGCGACUCCAAAAAAUCUGCCCUGGAGGCCGAAAUCGCGGAACUGAAGGCAUCGAUGCGAAGAAAUGUGACGAGCACCGUUGGCGAUACUUCGCGUAAGAAGUCGGCGCUGGAGGCGCUCAUUCCCGCGACGAGCACAAGAGGCCGGAAACGGCCGCGGCCAGGCGAAACCAAUUCAAAAGACGACGCUACGGCGUUGAAGAUGUUGAAUGCUUUCAAAGCACGGCUCGAGCAGGCGGACAGCUCAAGCAAGGCGGCGAAACCGGAUUCGUCAGCCAAGUCCGGUGACCGCAACGGACAGCCACAGGAACCAUCAGGCGAUCCAGAUGUCAUGGUGACCUCGAAACCUCCGCCCGAGGCUGUAGCGGACGACGAAGAAGCCGCACUGUGUGAUUUACAUUUCAUCGCCAACUGUCAGUCCUGUUCGCGGUGGGACGAAAAGGGCGGUGACCCUGACGCGGACUCGGACGACGAUGGCGGAAAGGAAUGGAUGAGCCAUGCCCUCUCGUUCGCCAAGGAUAGACUCGGCAAGGAUCUCAAUUGGAAGAAGAAGAACGAAGAGGAACUCGUGGUUAUUGACCCGCGAGAAAAGGAGAAGGAGCUGAAAAGUCGUCAUAAGGACAGAGACAGAGGAAAGGACAAGGGGAAGGGGAAAGGAGGAAAAGGCUUUGAUCGAGAUCGUCGGUGGUAACCUCACACCUACAGUACAUGUGAAUCAGUUGAUUUCCCAGGUCAUGCUCAGAUUCAGAUCAGACCAUACCGUCAAGUCAUAUAUAAAACGCCAAAUCAACCGGCUCACCCUCCCCCGUCCGUUCAUAUUUCUCAGCGACCAACUCGAGCAUCGUGGUUCCAUUUCCCAUGACGCCUCUCCACCGAUUCUUUGAAUUGUACCUAAUAUCCCAGUCUUCGCCGCGCAAAUCACCCCCUCUUCCCAGCAGAAUCUCACGGUACAAGAGCGCAGAGCCAGGCCAAGUGGCCGUGACCCUACCAUCUACCCUAUGAUUCUUGUACCAGGACUUACACCCCGCAGUCCAGACAAGUGUCUUGUGAAUCUCAUCGCCGUACCGGACGAACUCGUCCGUGGCCGCCUGCGUGGGGGCUACGCUCUUGAUAUCCUCCGCGGCGAUCUUGCGCAGCCAUUUGACGAUAUAUUCGGCCGUCCAGGUCAUGGAAGUAAUUAGCGUGCCAUGCCCCACAGUGGCGUUUGGGCCCGUGAAAAUGAAAUAGUUGGGCAUAUCUGGGCACGCGAGGCUGAGGUACGAUUCGGGCUCAGGGUCCCAUUUCUGCACGAGUGUGAUCCCGUCCCGUCCUGUUACGGGGUAGUGUGGGAUGUGGGAGGUGUCGAACCCCGUGGCGCAGAUGAGUACGUCGAGAUCGUAUUGUGAACCAGAAAAGGUUCGGACGCCCGUCGCUGUGAUGGUCUCGAUGGGUGAUUUCUCAAGUGUCACGUUGGGAAGGAGGAAGGAUUCUAGGUAUCCUUCGCCGGGAGUGAGGCGGCGGCAUCCUAGUGUCCAGUCUGGGAUGAGCUCUUUGCAGAGACAUUCGUUGUUGUUCAGCGCCUGGCGCAUGCGUGCGAUGGUUGUCUUGGUCGAUGUGGCGUUUUGGAUGGAUCCUUUGCGGUACUAUGGCUCUCAAAAAAAGAGUCUCCUGGUUAGUGGCGUGUUGACAAGGGUUUACGAGUUCCACUCCUUUGUAGGGCAGUGUGCUCACAAGAUGGGAAGAUAGAGACAUGGCCAGCGACUUGAACUGGAAAUCAAAAGAAGGGGGGCAUAGUUGCUCACAAUUCGAAAUCCUCGGUUCAUUCCAUGCUGCAGCAUCUUGCGGUACUGUCUGUGUUUCUCGGGAUCUCGAAACCGCCUCUUGUCCUUGCUCGUGUAGCGCGGGUUGAAUCUGCUGCCAAUUUCCUGAUUAGAAUCCUCCUCGACAUUGGCAUCUCCGUUGACCAUUUCGUCGUCCUCAGAAGCCCCGUCUUCAGAAUCAGCUUGAUUGACACCCAGGGCUUCAC